AUGAUGACCUCGCAGACUCUGCUUUUCGCUUUUCUUGCUGCCUUGCUGGUAGUGUCACUAUUGAUUGUCUUCAUCCUUCUUGAGGAAUACGGAUUUUGCAGUGGCACUGGUCGCCACACGAGACUUCAUGGAACUGAGGAUUCCUCGACCAAACGUGAAGAGAAUCCAGUUGUGGAAAUCGAAAUGACGGAGUUCAAUCGUAUCUCGGAGGAUGAUAUCGAACAAUAG
Messenger RNA from Caenorhabditis remanei, 228 nucleotides. RefSeq lists its product as uncharacterized. Lineage: Eukaryota; Metazoa; Nematoda; Chromadorea; Rhabditida; Rhabditidae. The coding region runs from base 1 to 228 and encodes 75 amino acids. The transcript has 2 exons. The record is from RefSeq and is a predicted model, not a curated record.